UCUCAAGGGGAGAUUUCAAAGCAGCCAUGAUAUAUAAAAAUUCUUCCAGAACUCAAAAAGGCAGAUCUCAAAAAGUGGAUAAGACAUCUUUUCAGAGGCCCAAUACUGAGGAGCUCUGUCCUGUGAUUGAAUCCAGAUCAGCUCAAGUUAAAUUGUUACAGGAGGUUUCUAUGGAGCAGGUGAAUGUGCCCAAUGUGGAGUGCCAUAACCAGAGUGAAACCCUCAAUAAAUCAGCUGCAAGUGCUGCCACGGAGGAAAACAAAAGACCAAUUGUUUCAAAACCAGCCAUCCCACCUAAACCAAAGCAUCUGAAAAAGAAACAAAGAGAUAGUCAAUCAAGCGACACAAAAGAAUUUGAGUCAAACCAAACAGACAUUUUAAGAUCUGAAACUAAACUGCAAUCUCAAGAAAAAACUGUAGGCAAGGAUGAAGAUGUGUCAACCAAGAACCAACCAAAUAAAAUAAAUGCCACACCUAAAGUGAUAACCCCCGAGGAAAGAAACCAGGCCAAAGACACAAUGAAUGAAACAGAUGAGAGUCAUGUAGAUUUCAGUGAAGCGUGCCAAAAAUUUGGAGGUAAGAAGUCUUCGUCUAUAAAAAAUGCCCCUGUGAAGCCAAAACGGGUCAAACUCGCCCACCCCGACAACAAAAACCCAAAAGAUACAAUUGAAGCUAACAAAUCCACCAUUCUUUCACAUAUGGAUUCUAAACCACAGCAAACUGUUACUGAUCCAUGUCACGCUGGCACACAAACCGUUGAUGGCAAAGACCGGCACGAGACUGGGGGACAAAUUAAACAAGAAAGUAAAGUUGAGAUGAGAGAAAAGAGAGCGCGAACCGAGACAGAGGACGAGUGCCGGCAGCGUUUGUCAGUUCACAUGGACGACAUCAUGAGAGGGAACAUAACAGCAGCCAUGGAAAUUUUUGAUAACUUGCAAAAGCAGGAGGAGCUGCAGAACAUUCUGAGUCGCGUUGAAGAGAUUGAGCAAGACACGAGCGAGGUGGAUGUGAGAUCUAUGAGGAGGGUGUUUGAGAACGUGCCAGAGUGGGUCGUCACCUCCAACGACAAGAAACAAAAAAAGCUAGAAGUGGAACACAGAGAGGAGACGUCACCAUUGAUGGACAACCCUCAAAGCAAGUCAUCGAUGGCACAUAUUUUUGGUGAUCUUGAAAGAGCCAGUGAGGAAAUUAUGAAUCUGAAAGAGCAGACCUUAGCCAAACUUAUAGACAUAGAAGAAGCCAUAAAGAAGGCUCUUUGCUCUGUCUCGACAUUGAAAUCUGACUCAGAUAUUGCUGGUUUAUCGUGCUUGUUCAAAGAGUCCUUGGGUACGAUGAAAGAAGCUCCAUCUUCUGAAAAUAUUAGUAAAAUUAGUAUUGGGUCAUGCAGAACAAAAUCACAGGAAAGCCCUACCACAAAGGGAAACAUGGCUAGACAAGGUGCGGCCACUGAAGUAGCCUCUGCAAAGCAACCACCAAGUCCCCCAUCUUCACCUGCCUUCAUCUCCAUAGAGUCUGGCAUUAAAAAAAUGGAUAAAACAGAUACGGCACAGCCAGAGUCCGCAAUUUGUCCCAUGUGUCAGCACAGCCCAAAGACGGAAGAGAAAUUCCGCACAACAAAGACCCUGACGUGCCACAGCCCAGCUCAAAAAGAAGGUCAAAAACAAUCCACCUACAGUCCAGUUCACCCCAAACGAGAGUGCAGCGUGCUCGAGGUGCAAAACGACCAAGAGGGGAAUCCCAUUGUAGGAACCAAAACAGUCACACAAAACUAUGAGCGUUCAGAUCACAUUGGUAAUCGGUUUUACUCGUCCAAAACGGUUGUCACCACGCAACCAGAAACCAUGCUAACAGCCACGAGUCCAACAUCUGUCAGUGCGGCGACACAUCAGGUCACAACAUACCCAGAAGUCCACCUGCCAGUCAACCGUAAUACUAAGAUGGUUUAGCUGUAGUUAUUGAGUGGCUAAAUUUGGACUUUUUUUAGAUUAUCAGUGACAAAUUGUCUAUAUUUAGCUUUUUUUGUUUAUACAUAAAAAGGUUGCCAUUGCAGUACAUGUUUUAAUGUUUGACUAGUUUUUUUUUGUAUUCUUGAAACGUACAUUUGAAAUUAAACACACUUUUUGGUUUUGA
Messenger RNA from Solea solea (common sole), 2130 nucleotides. Its product is annotated as xin actin-binding repeat-containing protein 1-like. The transcript has a single exon. Gene Ontology annotation, cellular component: focal adhesion; stress fiber. Gene Ontology annotation, molecular function: actin filament binding. Gene Ontology annotation, biological process: actin cytoskeleton organization; actin filament organization. Bases 27 to 1946 code for a protein of 639 amino acids. The record is from RefSeq and is a predicted model, not a curated record. NCBI's taxonomy places the organism in Eukaryota, Metazoa, Chordata, Actinopteri, Pleuronectiformes, Soleidae.